AUGUUUCGUGCAUUCAGACAUCCGCUGCCAGUGGAAGAGGCAUUGGGAGAGCCCAGCAGGUCGAACCCGUCCAUUACGCCCCUGCCUUAUGAUCUCGAGCGCAUGAUCUUCGAGAUGGCAGCUCGAGAAGGUGGGGAUCAAGUAGUAAUGCACUUGAUGCUUGUCGCCAAAUGUGUUUGCGACUGGGUGCGCCCGGAACUUUACCGAAUCUUCACACAAGUAUCGGACAGAGAGAUGGACACCUUUCCUCGUCCAGAUAUGAAUCUCGAUGAUGUUGGCCGGUUCGCAUACCAUCUGAUCAUCGGCGGCUCUCGCACCAGCGACGAAAUCAGUCGCUUUCUGACAGCGUGCCCGAAUGUCUACAACCUCGCUAUCUGGUCGACUGAACCUAUAGUCGAUUUCCUACCCCAAUUGCGGCUACUACCCCUUCGGCGCUUAUCCGCCAAUUUCAGGACGCUCUCAGAUGACGAGUGGUUGGAACCGCCCUUCUGUAAUCUGGAGUACAUCGACGUUGUCCGUAUGAGGGGACACUGCUGGGAGGAUUGGAACGUCCUCGCCACCUUGCCCCGACUAACGCAUAUUGCGGUCAACUCCAUCGUCGAGCUUCAGGUCAUUCACAAUCUUCUCUCAGAAUGCCGACAUCUGAAAUCAUUGGUCCUUCUCGCCAACACUGUUAAUUGGAGCUUUUCUGACGCCCAGGAACUCGCUGGCAUCCGAGAUGACCGCCUGGUCUUGCUGGAAGAUACCCCUGCGUGUGACAACUUAAUGGACUGGAGAUUGGGCGCGAGGGGCAAGGGGGACUUCUGGCGAUAUGCGGAGCAGAUUUCUUUUGCUCGUCGGGCAAAACUCGAGAGCACAUUGGGUUCAACUCGGGGUUGGAUUUCGAGCCUUUUCAAUCUGGAAGACCACCUGAACGAUGAAGGGAAAUUGUGGUACGCGUCCUUCGGAUGA
Messenger RNA from Cyclocybe aegerita, 951 nucleotides. Lineage: Eukaryota; Fungi; Basidiomycota; Agaricomycetes; Agaricales; Hemipholiotaceae. The record is from the annotation of a GenBank genome assembly.